Agrilus planipennis (emerald ash borer) is the source of this 1147-nucleotide messenger RNA. RefSeq names its product protein TonB. The transcript has 4 exons. The coding region runs from base 118 to 423 and encodes 101 amino acids. The record is from RefSeq and is a predicted model, not a curated record. Lineage: Eukaryota; Metazoa; Arthropoda; Insecta; Coleoptera; Buprestidae.
UGAUUGGUUGCCCACUUUUGGCGCGCUCAUACUCAGCGCUCCUAGCGGAACGCCUUGUUAUUACCUGUUUCUCCGGCCGUUCAUCGAGAGGAAAUUUUAAUUUUUCUGAAAUUGAAAAUGUCUGACGACGCAGCGGCACCAGCAAAGCGGGGUCGCAAAGCCAAUGCCGAAAAGGCCGAAAAAAGUGACAAGACGGAGGCCAAAAAGCGCACAAAAAAGGAUGCCAAAGCUGACGAAAGCGGUGACGAAGUACCCGUGAAAAGGGGCCGCGGCAGGCCGAAAGGCACAACAAAAAAGAAAAACUCUCCAAAACCGAAAGCUAAAGGAACAGGACGUCGGGGAAGGCCCAAAAAAGAAGACAAAGAUUCAGCUGAAGAAGAAACAGAAGAAAAUGAAGCAGAGGAAGAAGAAGGAGAUGAGUAAAUAAAAAUAUUUUAUUGUAUGAAAUAGGUGGCAGCUCCUAGAGGGGAUUUACCUUCCCCCCUCUGUCUAAAACCGGUGCCAUUUUUUUACGUUAGAUUGUAAGGAUUCCUUUUCACUUUGAUUCUUUGUGUGUAUUUGUUUAUUUGACUAGAAAGUGUUCAAAAGUGGGCCAAAAAUGAUCUCAAAAAAAAUAAAUAAAUUAUUUAAGCGUCGUGCAUUCGUGGUCAACGGGAGUUGCUACCUGCAAUAUAUUUUUUUUUCUGUAUUCCCUCUAAAAUUCCGAGAACUUACGAAUUUUGAUUGAGUUUUUGAUUUGUCUACAUACAUGUAUGUAAAUAUGUGCCUGCAUUUGACAUUACAACAAGAAAUAAAAGAGAAUAAUGUGCAAAAUUUUGUAAAAAGUUCCAAUGUUUAUGCCUGUCUAAAAUCAAAAUUCGUCGGUUCGAUUUUCAUGUAAAAUUGCAAGAAUAAAAAAAAAGAAUAGUCAUUUGAUUAGGUUUCUGUCCUUUGAAGACUUAUCGUUAGUUUAAUGCACAAGUGCAACAUUACAUGAUACAUAUUUAAUGUCUAGGUUUAAGUUGUGCCGAUAUUAUUACGUUUUAAGUAGUUUGGAUGUACAAAAUUCGUAGAGAAACUUUUGUCCUGAUACUUGUAAGAAAUCUGUUUGUCAGUAGAUUCCAUACAUAGUUCAGAGCGUUCACAAUAAAUGAGAUACAUAAACUUU